Messenger RNA from Eurytemora carolleeae, 2443 nucleotides. RefSeq names its product general transcriptional corepressor tupA. The transcript is spliced from 8 exons. Gene Ontology annotation, cellular component: endoplasmic reticulum membrane. The coding region runs from base 35 to 751 and encodes 238 amino acids. The record is from RefSeq and is a predicted model, not a curated record. Gene Ontology annotation, biological process: protein secretion. Gene Ontology annotation, molecular function: guanyl-nucleotide exchange factor activity; GTPase activator activity; protein binding. Lineage: Eukaryota; Metazoa; Arthropoda; Copepoda; Calanoida; Temoridae.
AUCUUUAGGUUUAUAUAUUCUAAAUUCGACAAGUAUGUUUUUUUUCAGGAUUUUCUCAUUCCCGGAUCUUUCCAAGGUUCAUGAAUUCACAACACACGAAAAGGAAGUGGACGAUAUUGAUUUUAGUCCAGACAGCAGUAAAGCAGCAAGCAUUAGUAAAGAUAGACGAGCUCUUGUAUGGGAUAUAAAGAAGGGGAAGAAGCAUGCUGAGCUGGGCUGGGAGCCCCCAAGUAACAUCAAGUAUAUGUUCAAGAGAAUCAAGUUUGGAUGUGUUGAGGGGGAUAUCAAGAAGUAUAAAGUAUACACAAUCUCCAAUCCUGUUGGGAACAGCAAGGCCCCUGCUAUACUUCAUAAAUGGAACUCUCAAUCAUAUACAGUAGAAAACCAGGUUAAAAGUCCUGGUUUAACCCUAUCCGCCCUGGCAGUAAGUGACAACGGAAACUUUGUAGCAACUGGAUCCAUGUCUGAGGGUAUUGUUGAGAUCUUUGCUGCUUUUAACCUAAGUCUUCUAAAAAGAGUCAAGAAUGCUCAUACAACAUUCAUCACAGGAUUGGAGUUUCUCCCUACAGGAGAGGAAUCAGCUCCAGCUAGAGGGUUUACAGAUGCUAGUGUUGUCAGUAUAUCAGUAGAUCAUCAGGUGUGUGUACACCAUGUACCCCGGUUAGCGACAAUACCCUCCACCUGGGCCCUUUUCUUCAUAGUUCUUGUUCUUGUCUGCACCUUCAUCUUCUGCAGUUUCAUUGGUCUCUAGAUCAUCAUAGUUCUUGUUCUCGUUCUCAUCUUCAUCCUCUGUAGUUUCUUUGGUCUCUAGAUCAUCAUAGUUCUUGUUCUUGUCUGCACCUUCAUCUUCCGUAGUUUCAUUGGUCUCUAGAUCAUCAUAGUUCUUGUUCUUGUCUGCACCUUCAUCUUCCGUAGUUUGAUUGGUCUCUAGAUCAUCAUAGUUCUUGUUCUCGUCUGAUCAUCAUGGUUCUUGUUCUUCUCUGAUAAUCAUGGUUCUUGCUCUUCUCUGAUCAUCAUAGUUCUUGUUCUUCUCUGAUCAUCAUGGUUCUUGUUCUUCUCUGAUCAUCAUAGCUCUUGUUCUUCUCUGAUCAUCAUGGUUCUUGUUCUUCUCUGAUCAUCAUGGUUCUUGUUCUGCUCUGAUCAUCAUCGUUCUUGUUCUUCUCUGAUCAUCAUAGUUCUUGUUCUUCUCUGAUUAUCAUGGUUCUUGUUCUGCUCUGAUCAUCAUCGUUCUUGUUCUUCUCUGUUCACCUUAGUUCUUGUUCUUCUCUAAUCAUCAUGGUUCUUGUUCUGCUCUGCAACUUCAUCUUCUGCAGCUUCAUUGUUCGUAAGGUCUUCAUCAUCUUCAAGCUCAUUGAUCUUCAGAUUUUAAUCAUUGUUAAUAAGAUGUUAUUUAUUUUCUUUAAUCUUUUAAUGUUAUUCUCUAUUAAGACCCAGUAUUUAUUUAUUUACAAAGUUCCAAACAAAUCCAAAUCAAUUUUUUUUUAUAAAUUUACCGCUAAAUAGUUUUUUUUUGUUCUAAAUAGCCCCAAAAAAUAUUAUUUUUUAUGAGGGUUUAGCUCAUAUCUUCAUAAUGUUACCGUAUGGUUUGUUGUUUAUGCCAUAUUUAAGUUGUAUUCUUGUUUCUCCUGCAAGAGACAAAGUAUCUAUAAGACUUAUUUUUCUGCUAUGAGAUUAAAUUGUAGGAAUUGUUUUCGUAUUUUAGUGUUCUACAGAUUGCUCAUUGUAUUUGAUACUAAAUACUGUCCCCAAUUUGAUUAAAUACAGGCUAAUUUAUGUCUCGUAAAUGUUGAGAAAAUAAAAAUAAAACGUAGUUAUACGAACAUAUUCAUUCUUAUCUUCACUUUUCAUUUUCUACACUUCUCCUGAAAGUUAUAUUUUCAAGGUUUUCUCCAGAAUUCCUCUUCUUGUUGAGGAAUUUUUAGAUACUAAUUUAUAAAUAAGAUUAGUUGUUAAUUCUAUAUUUUACUAGAUUGUAGUAUUUUAAGAAUAUAUUAAAUUUAUUAAAUUCUUACCACUGAUGCAUUUCUAACGAUAUUGUAAUGCAAUUUUAGUCUUAAGAUUUUAAUAUUGUAUCUUAGUUAUUAUUAUUUAAUAUUUUUCCGAUCUAAUACAUAUUGCUAUCAAUAUGGACUGAAUUUUGAGAAUAUAGAUUCUAAAUGCUAUUAUGUUUAAAACUGAAAUCUUUUUAUUUUUAGUUCAUCAUUUAAUUUUCAGUGACAUGACGUGUAUGUUUUAAGAUUGUGAUAAACUAUUGUACGUUUCUAUGUGAUAAAUUGUAAGUAAAUUUUAUUAGUGCAAACUUUGAAAUAUUUGAGAAAAUGUCCGGUUUCUAAAUUUCAACCUAUUCUCAUGAUAAAUGUGAAGUUAUGAAUCAUUAUAUGCACUUCUAUUAGAAUUUCAUAUUUUGCACUUGUUGUUUUACUCAUUACGACCGGUUUCAGAA